GUCACUUCUGCCACAGCAUUCCGAAAAGCCUGCCGUAGUCCUUUUUACCCGCCAAACCGUUUGACCAUCAGUCCCGAAUCAUGGCCGCCGAUACCGCCCCCGCCGACUCGCUCUACUCGCGCAUGGGGGGAGAGGCCGCCGUGGAAAAGGCUGUAGACGUCUUCUAUGAGCGUAUCGUUGCGGAUCCGCAGCUCGCGCCCUUCUUCGCCAACGUUGACAUGAAGAAGCAGCGCCGCAAACAGGUCGCCUUUAUGACUUACGUGUUCGGCGGCUCGGGCGCCUACGAGGGUCGCGACCUGGGCGCCUCCCACCGCCGCCUGAUCCGCGAGCAGGGCAUGAACCACCACCACUUUGACCUGGUGGCAGCCCACCUGGACUCCACCCUGCAAGAGCUGGGGGUUGCGCAGGAGCUCAAGGCCGAGGCAAUGGCCAUCGUGGCAUCUGCCCGCCCGCUCAUCUUCGGGACCGGCGAGGCCGGCGCCGCCAAUUAGAUAGGCCCAAGGAGGUCGGCCGCAAGCUUGUACGAAGUGGCAGCUGUCGGCUGGGACGCGGGGAACGUGGCUCCGGUACGAAGCUGGAACUCGCACGUGGCGCUGACGUGGGGCGGCGGCAGCCGGCAGCGCAUUAGGCAGCAGUGCGCAGCUGACUGCUGCUGUGGUGCUUGCGCUUGCAUCAUGGCACAGGGGGCACAGCUUUAUGCACAAUAUCAUGGGGCGUAAAUGAUGUGAUUGUGAGUGAUGGACUUGAAAUUUUGUUUUGCGCGCCCCAGCAGGUUUGGGGGCCGCGUGCGUUGAACAACUUAUGAUCUUACAUCACAACCCUACCCGCACAAAUGACGCGAACGCGUGAUGACUGAUGAUGAUUGAGGAGUGGCAUGUGGCGCUCUAUGGUUACGUAUCUGCUUGGCUGGAUGAGGCCGUCCGUACAAUAACAUAACUAUGCGCGUGCGUGUGCUUUUCAGUAAUAAGCCCCUGCUGACACGAUUUGGCUGGCGCUGCGCAAGAUGCUUGUUGCGAGAGCAAGCAGAGCGGUGAAGUGUAGUAACAGUACAGGGUACAUGUAUGUGAAUGUCGAAGCAGCAGUGAAAGGCAUGAGAGAAAUGCUUGCUAGGAUGGACUAGCGUAUUCGGUGUGGGAGUGCCCGCGGUGUGCAUGUAUGUACUGGCGGCUGACGGGCUGAUGAAUAAUCAUGAUCAUUGAGACAUAGGUUUGAGAGGCGAGGAAGCACGAACCGGAUGCGUGAACGGAGCUGCACCAGCAGACCCGCUGACCUGAACUGGUUUCCCGCAUUGGCACCCUGUCCGCUGGCGGGGUCGGGCAUUGCUAGUACAUAGAUUUUGUUACAGACACAGGACAACGGGUGCCCUGCAAUGACUGCAUUACCCGGAGGAUGAGUCAACAUGUAACAGCAGCCCAAG
Messenger RNA from Chlamydomonas reinhardtii, 1417 nucleotides. RefSeq lists its product as uncharacterized. Lineage: Eukaryota; Viridiplantae; Chlorophyta; Chlorophyceae; Chlamydomonadales; Chlamydomonadaceae. Bases 81 to 491 code for a protein of 136 amino acids. The transcript has 4 exons. Gene Ontology annotation, molecular function: heme binding; oxygen binding. The record is from RefSeq and is a predicted model, not a curated record.